AUGGUGAAGGAGAAUCAAGAUACUCAGCAAACAUUGGCUGAGCUUGCAACGAAUAUUUCCUUGCUAACCAAGAAGUUUGAUGAUACCCAGAUCAAGAAGGUAAAUGUUUGCGAAGAUGAGUCAGGUAUGCCGAAGGGGAUGUACCAGGUCCAAGAGGGUCCAUUUCACGAGGGACCUCCUAUGCAGGUUGAAGAUGCUAACUAUGUGAACAAUUCUCAAGGGGUUUAUCAAAGACAGAACUACCAAGGUGGUUACAAGAAUCAGAAUCAAUGGAGACCUCAGCAGGGCCAAGGGCAAUCAACAGAGCAAGGUAGUUCGAGGGUUGAAGCAAUGCUUGAGAAGGUUCUGGCAAAUCAAUCCAAGUCUGAAAGGACAUUAUCUGGGCUAACAGAGACAGUGGGAUCCCAUACAACAGCUAUUCAGAAGCUCGAGUCACAGAUGCGUGAUAUUUCUAGAGAGCAGCACCCUCCUAAAAAGGGAGGACUUCCUAGUGACACUAUUCCAAAUUCGAAGAAUGGGGGAGGCGGUGUAGACCGUGUGUUUGCCAUUAGUACUCGGAGUGGUAAAAUACUCCAAGGUGCUGAAAAGAAGGUUGUUGAGCUCGAGCCGAUUGAUGAAGAGGAAGAGGUGCAGUCUGAAGCACCAAUUAUUGUUGAUGAGAAUCCUAAUGACGAGAAAGUUGCUGAUAUUCCAGAAAUUUUGAAGGAGGCUGAUGACAAGAGCAAGCAAACUAUGAAAGGGGCUCUCCACCCUUUGACUCAGCUUUUCAAAUCUAAACCUCCCUUUCCUCAGAGGUUGGUAAAGAAGAAGGAAGAUGCUAAGUUUGAAAAUUUUUAUGAUCAGCUGAAGCAAUUAUCUCUGAAUUUUCCUUUCUUGGAAGCUGUCAAAGAGAUGCUCGAUUUUGCUAAGUACUUGAAGGACCUGUUGACCAAGAAGAAGAUGGUGCAACAUGAAACCGUGAGUUUGACUCACACUGUGAGUUCCAUCAUUUCAACAACUACUGUCCAGAAAAAGGGAGAUCCUGGGGCGUUCACCAUUCCUUGUUCUGUUGGGUACCAUGAUUUUGCUCGUGCUCUGUGUGAUAAUGGGGCGAGUAUAAAUUUGAUGCCACUUGCUAUCUACAAGCAAUCAGGUUUGGGGAUGCCAAGGCCGACUACUAUGAGGUUACAGAUGGCUGAUAGAUCUAUUAAGAAGCCUGUUGGCGUGGUUGAUGAUGUCCUUGUGCGGGUUGGUAAAUUUAUGUUGCCCGCUGAUUUUGUGAUUCUUGACUGUGCUGUUGAUCGGGACAUUCCUAUUAUUCUGGGGAGACCUUUCCUUGCUACGGGAAGAGCUCUGAUGGAUUCAGAGAAAAAUGAAAUCAAAUUCCGAGUCAAUGAUGAGGAAGUUACUUUUCAAGCAAACAUGGAGGGUUAUGUGGAGACGAUUAAUUCGCUUGUUGGGUUGGGUUCAUAUUCUUACCACCCAAAGAAGCUGAAUCUUGAUUUGGAAAAUAGAACAACUCCUCCAGCAAAGCCUUCGAUCAUUGAACCACCGAAGCUUGAGCUUAAGCAGCUCCCAUCACAUUUGAAGUACGAGUUCUUUGGUCCAAAUAAUACAUUACCAGUGAUUGUUUCAGCAUUACUGACUGAGGAGCAGAUCGAGAGACUUUUGGAGGUAUUGCGUGAAUAUAGGCGUGCUAUUGGUUGGACCAUAGCAGACAUUCGGGGAAUUCCUUCUGGGAUCUGUGAACAUAAAAUCCAGUUGGAGGAGGAUAGCAAGCCGAGUGUGGAGCAUCAAAGGAGACUGAAUGAGAACAUGCAAGAAGUCGUCAAGAAAGAAAUCAUCAAAUGGUUAGAUGCUGGAGUGGUUUACCCGAUUGCUGACAGUAAAUGGGUGAGCCCAGUCCAAUGUGUUCCGAAAAAGGGCGGCAUCACAGUGGUGCCCAAUGCAAAGAAUGAGCUGAUUCCGACGAGGACUGUAACCGGAUGGAGAGUUUGCAUGGACUAUCGCAAGCUUAACACUGCCACUUGCAAGGAUCACUUCCCUAUGCCUUUUAUUGAUCAAAUGCUUGAUCGGCUAGUGGGGCGAUCUUAUUAUUGCUUCCUUGAUGGUUAUUCGGGCUACAAUCAGAUCAACAUCGCCUUGGAGGAUCAAGAGAAGAUGACUUUUACUUGUCUGUAUGGGACAUUUUCUUUCAGCAGAAUGCCUUUUGGUCUUUGCAAUGCACCGGCUACCUUUCAGCGGUGUAUGAUGUCGAUAUUCUCUGAUAUGGUGGAAGACUUUCUCGAGGUCUUUAUGGAUGACUUCUCGGUUGUUGGUGAUUCUUUUGAUGACUGUCUUGGCCAUCUGGGUCAAGUGCUUAAAUGCUGUGAGGAGACUAAUCUGGUGCUGAAUUGGGAGAAGUGCCACUUCAUGGUGAAGGAAGGGAUCGUCCUCGGGCAUAAAAUCUCUGAAAAAGGGAUUGAGGUCGAUCAAGCAAAGAUUGAUGUGAUUUCUAAGCUUUCUCCGCCUAUCUCAGUUAAGGGUGUCCGGAGCUUUUUGGGACACGCCGGUUUCUAUAGGCGUUUCAUCAAGGAUUUCUCAAAAAUUGCUAACCCGAUGUGUAAGCUUCUUGAAAAAGAGGCUAAGUUCGAAUUUGACGAGAAGUGCCGAAAGGCAUUCGAUGAAUUGAAGGAGCGGUUGACCACAACCCCUAUUAUUGUUUCUCCCGACUGGUCUCUACCGUUCGAAUUGAUGUGUGAUGCAAGUGGCUUUGCUAUCGGUGUUGUGCUUGGCCAGAGACAUAAUAAAAUCAUGCAUCCAAUCUAUUAUGCAAGCAGAACAUUGAAUUUUGCUCGCUCGAUGAAUUACACAGUGACGGAGCAAGAGCUGCUUGCGAUAGUUUUUGCUUUUGAGAAGUUUCGGGCCUAUCUGUUGGGGUCCAAAAUCGUGGUAUACACUGAUCAUGCCGCAUUGAGAUACCUGAUGGCGAAGAAGGAAGCUAAGCCGUGAUUGAUCCGAUGGGUGUUGUUGUUGCAAGAGUUUGAUUUCGAGGUGAAAGACCGCAAGGGAACUGAGAAUCAGGUUGCUGACCAUCUCUCUCGGCUUGAAGAAGCCGGGAGACCUUCGGAUGAGCUAGAUAUCGAUGAUGCAUUUCCAGAUGAGAGGGUGUUGGCUGUGUCAAUGGAGGUGGCACCAUGGUAUGCAGACAUUGCCAACUAUUUGGUGACAGGCAUAAUUCCAGAGGAGAUCAAGGCAUACCAAAAGAAGAAGUUCUUGCGGGAUUCUCGUCAAUACUAUUGGGACGAGCCAUACUUGUUCAGAACAUGCGCUGAUAACAUCAUUCGGCGUUGUGUUCCCGAAAGUGAAACAAGUGGGCAAGUUGAAGUCUCCAAUCGGGAGAUCAAGAGUAUUCUAGCUAAAACGGUGAAUGCAAACAGAACUGAUUGGGCCCGCAAGCUUGAUGAUGCUCUAUGGGCUUACCGGACUGCUUUUAAGACUCCGAUUGGGACUUCACCCUUCAAGCUCGUUUUCGAAAAAGCUUGUCACCUGUCGGUUGAACUUGAACAUAAGGCUAUGUGGGCCUUGAAGAAAUUGAACAUGGAUUGGGAAGAGGCGACCAAACUCAGGUUGUUUCAACUCAAUGAGAUGGAUGAAUUCCGGUACCAGGCAUAUGAAAGUGCAACACUUUAUAAAGAGAGGAUGAAGCAGUAUCAUGAUAAGAAAAUCCUGAAGCGAGAAUUCUACAAGGGUGAUCCUGUCUUGCUGUUUAACUCUCGGUUGAAGUUGCUACCGGGCAAGCUAAAAUCAAGGUGGUCUGGUCCGUUUGAGGUGGUAGGUGUUUCACCCCAUGGGGCGAUUGAACUGAAGUCCGGAGAUGGAACUCGAACAUUUAAGGUGAACGGGCAGAGGGUGAAGCACUAUCAUGGAAUGGUUGAUGGGGAUAGAAUUGUUGACCGAUACCGAUUGAAGCACCUUGGAACGAAUGCUGACCCGGUGAAUGCCGACCAGGAGUAAAUUGGUACCACCGUCGUGCCGCGACGUUAAAUCAAGCGCUCUUUGGGAGGCAAC
Lycium ferocissimum is the source of this 4029-nucleotide messenger RNA. RefSeq lists its product as uncharacterized. Lineage: Eukaryota; Viridiplantae; Streptophyta; Magnoliopsida; Solanales; Solanaceae. The record is from RefSeq and is a predicted model, not a curated record. Gene Ontology annotation, molecular function: nucleic acid binding.